Molecule: messenger RNA, 4564 nt
Organism: Symbiodinium pilosum
Lineage: Eukaryota; Dinophyceae; Suessiales; Symbiodiniaceae
Source: the annotation of a GenBank genome assembly
GAUUUGCAAAGUUUGCUUGGAGCGUGCGACCGGGAAUCCUAUCGGUGGUGGUUCUGGGCCUGACCGUCGGUCACAGGAUGGCCCGGAAGGUCGAAAGGACGACCAGAAGGCUAAAUGCAAGUCUAUCACUCUCGAAAAGGAACCCGCGCCCAAUCAGCUCCGCGCUUGGAUUGUUGAUUUGAAGGAGAAAGUUGCAAAUGCCUUUGCCUUUGAUACCGAGUACGCUCUUAAAUGGGUGGAGAUCCCCGAGAACGCCGACUACGAAUCUUUGUCUGCACCGUGUAAAUAUGGUAACCUUGAAAACGAGUUCAAUGCCGCUUUGAGGCAGUGCGUCACAUCCCCGCCCUUGAAGGCGAAGAUUGGGAUGGAAACUGAACGCAUGCAUUCAUUGUCCAAGAGACUCGUCAGUCGGCAAAUCCUCUGGAUGUUGUACGAACAUCUCCGUCCCCAUAUCACUGGCGACACAACGUUCAAAAUGAUUGAGUUCAUGCGACUUUCCAGUGAUCGCUUUACCAAGGGAACCGAGGAAGAACGGCUUGAGGCGUUUAUGAACAAGUGGGACUCCGUACUUGCGGGGAUCACCGUCGACCGCCCUCCUGAGCAUGUUCUUACCGCGUUGUUUUAUGAGCAGAUACAUACUUUCAAGUGUCUUGCGCUUGAUAUGGCGUUGUGGCAGCGUGAUCCGAGCGUUCGCAAUUACGCAUAUCUGAGGAGCGUUGCUACCAAUGCCGUGCAAACUUGGCGCAUGAGAAGCAAUCAAGAGAGAAUGUAUCAUGCUACACGAAACAGCUCCGGUUCUCCCCGUGUUUUGGCUGUUCAGCGUGGUUCUUCUGGUGGACGAAAGGGUGACCGGUCAAGAUCCUUCACUCCCGGAGGAAGCCUUCUCCUCAUCGCGCUGCUCCUGUCCGACAUGGAAGUCCGAAUCGCCGAGGAGAUCGUUCCCGAUCCAACACAAGAUCUCCGAACGGUUAUGGCUGCCGCGGCAAAAGUUCACAAGAGAGUUCGUCGCCUCAUGCUUGAUUCCGGUUGUGGAAUCGACCUAAUUGGGAUGCACGAUCUAACCGGAGAAGAGAGAAAGCUGAUUUCCGCGUAUCAAGAGUUACUGUUGCGUACCGCAAAUGGAAAGACUUCGACUAAGGGCCUGGCUAGGCUCAAAGUCGACGGGUUAGUUGAGCUUGUUGAAGCAUACGUGCUUGACAACACUCCCUCAUUGUUGUCCCUUGGGAAAAGGUGUAUGGAGCAUGGAUAUCGAUUCUCAUGGGACCCGUAUCAAAUUCCGCUUUUCUUUGAUCCGAGUGGCCGUGAGAUUAAAUUGGAAUUGGUUAAUAACAUCCCGUACCUGUUGCCUACCGAGACUCAAAUUGUUGCAGCGAACACUGGUCAUCACAAGUUCUACUCGGCAUUCCCUGCGCCAAUUGUUGUGCAUGAAAAGGUUGUUGCCGCCGGAAGUGAUGGCGAAGAUGAUUUGCGAGUAAUGUUUCCUAGUUUGGCCGAGGAUAGCAUUGAGGAUGUGGCUGAGGGAGAGAGAUCUUCGGGUUCCCAUGCUCCUGUGGCGAAAGCUAGAUCCAAGGCCAAGACCGUUGCCAAGGCCAGGCCGUCUGUUCCGCCACGUGAGGAGCGUGAUUUAAGGGCCGAAGCUAAGUCCCUCAAACACUUGAUGACUCACUUGCCCAAGAAUCCAUAUUUUGAUGCGUGUCAGCGUGCUAAGAUGGUGAAUGUGAAGUCGUUCCGACAUGAGGGAAUUGAAGGUUAUGAAUUCACCAAGUUCGGAGAGCACAUUACGUUGGACACGAUGGUCCUCCAUGGCUGGCUUGACGCCAUUCCGGUAAAGAGUCGUACCAACGCCGAGACCUUGAGAGCUUUCUGUGAAGUUAUUGGUGAUUUGAAAGAAGUCAAUUCGUUCAGCUUUGACACCGAGAGAGAAUAUGCUCCUCCUGCCGUGCAAGAGAUGUAUUGUGACAAAGCGAGAGAGUUCAUCUCUACUUGUCGAAACGUUGGUAUCAAAGUGUCCCAUUCCACCCCUGGCAUGCCGAGAACGAACGCAAUGGCUGAAGCCAAAGUCAAACUUGUGCUGCAAGGCGCAAGAGUGGCGCUGAGACAGGCUGGGCUUGAAGCUAAAUUCUGGCCAUAUGCUGUUCGCCAUUUUUGCAUGGCCGCCAACUUGACAAUUGAAAAAGGGGAAUCUGCCUUCAAGAAACGCUUCGAGACUGACCGCUUUCGUGGGCAGAUCAUUCCUUUUGGUUGCUUGGUUGACUAUUUCCCGACGCCAUCCAGGAGAGAUCUUAGAAAGACAGCUAGUGAUGGUAUCAGGCUUGAUGUCGGUGAAGGAGACGCCAAUGCAGCCAUAUCGUCAUCCGAAGAGGAACUUGAGAGUGAUGUUGAGUUGGAUAUUAUCAAGAUGACAGAGUUGCUGGAAUCGGGCAUGGAUGAAGAUGAAGCCAUCCGGUUCUUUGCCGAGAUUGAAGGUCGGCCGCCAAAGUGUCAUGGAACCUCGCUUCCUGCCGAGUCCUCUGAUGAUAACGGUAAGGAGGAAUGGUUUGCGUCCGACGAGUUUGAUCCCGAUGAUCUUGAGGCUUAUGUCGACCAAGGCCAUGUCUCAGAGGAUGAAGUUCCUGACAUUACGCUUGAUGGCUCCGGGAAAGUUCAAGCCUAUCAACCUCGAGGUAAAUUUUGCCCGACCAGUCGUCCCGGUGUAUUCCUUGGAUACCACUGUGAAGUUGGCUCAAAAUGGAAAGGUGACUAUGUUGUUGCUGAUCUUGAGAAUUUCAAGCAGAACAUCAGUAAGCCAAGUGUUCAGCAGGUGAAGCGUAUUUAUCUUGCCCCGAGUGAGAAGUAUACGUUCCCAUUGCUUCCAAUCUACGAAAAACGGACACGAUCGUUGUGCUUGGAUGAUCCAGUGAUGCUUGACAGCGAUACCCGAGUUGAAUCUGUUGACCAUGAAGACCAAAGCGAGGUGUUUGAUUUCAACGAGGGACGAGUUGCUGGAACGUCUGAUGAGCCCGAGUCUAAGGAUGCAAACGAUCAGGUCGAAUCCUCCGAUGGAGCGAAGGUUGACUACUGGGAACAUGAUGCAUCUUCCGGUGUGUGGACGUAUCACGUUGUCGCGCCAAGAAAGGCCAUGGUGAACCCAGGUGUAACGCCUGGCGCGCUUGGCACUGUUCCCGAGUUGCGGAAGUUAUCGAAUGUUCGAAUUAGCUACAUCACUUACCCGGGUAGCACUCCAGUUGAGAUUCGUGAAGAACAUUAUGCGCUUGGUAAAACCAGGCUUAUGAAACACUGGACCGGGAAGGUGUUGUUCUUUGAGCAUGGGAAAGUGCCUGAGAAGCGCACCGAGAAGUUUGCAACAUAUAAGAAGCAUGGUGUGCUUGGUCUUGAUGGCGAACUCCCGUAUAAACAAGAUGCCGAGCGAAGCGAGCGUAAGUAUCGGGGUACCCGAAAACCCAACUCUAUUGAUUCUGAAUCAUGGCGCUCGAUGAGCCGUGUGGAAAGAGAAGAGUAUGUUGAAUCCGAGCUGCGUGAAGCUGAGCUCAAAGCUAUGUCGAAGAAUGAUCCGCGUGAUGCUGCACCUGUGCAUAUUGAGGAUGAUGAUGGGUAUGAAUCGCCUGCCUUUAAAGGGGACAGGGAUGGCUGGUUGCACGAUGCUAAGCAUGGAGUGGUGAUCAGACACCGCCCGAUGUCUCGAAAGGCCAAAUUUGAUCCCGAAUCCUUGAAGAAUUGCCGCGCAGAGUUCGCUCUCCAUGACAGCUGGAGGAUGCCUGAACACAAAACAUUGCCGUUUCAAUGGACCGGGCAGACUAUCUUCAUGUUGCGAGAUCAUGCCGAGCCGCGAGUCAAGAUUUCCCCCUCGAAGCCUGGGAUGUUUCGGCCAAGUGAGAUCGAGGAGGAGGAGCGGAGCUACUUUCUCCGGUCUAGCUCGCGUGUCGUAGUCCCUGCGAAAGAAAGAUCGACAGUUGGAACCGGCUUGCGCGUCAAACCGCCUGCGGGUGUAUGGGGAAGGUUCCGAGCUGUUGAAAAGAAACAUGCUACCCAUCCGAGUCUUGAUGUUUGUCCCGGGAUCUUGUCCGAGGAAGUUGUUACCGAAAAUAUGUCAGUCGAUGUCGUUAAUGCUUCCGAGAAUGAUCUUAUCAUUGAGCCUGGUGAUGUCUUUGCGGUUGUACAGUUCUACUCUGGUAUUGUUUGCGUUGCUGAGGUCGGUGAUGUAUCGGCUCCAGUUCCCGAGAACAAGGACAAUACAAAUCUUGCGUGUGGCGUGGUUACCAGUGGGGUUCCAUCGUCUGCGGAUCACCCCCAGAUGCCCCUGCGUAGCCAGCCAUACCAGCACCGUAAUGGUGACACCACCGUGUUCUGGUACAGUGCUUGUGUUGCCAGACCUGUUGAUCGCAAGGAGCGUGCCGUUAAUGCGAAGGCGAUGGCCGCCCUAGACAAGGAGUGGAACAAACUCAUUGCUCAAAAGUGCUGGGAUUAUGCUUCCGUACGUGAAUGGAAAGAAGUUGCCGCGGAGGCUGAUCGUCAAGGGAUAAAGGCUCACGUUGGUCGAAUUCUUGAUGAGCGAAAGCCGACCUAA